This is a messenger RNA of Ctenopharyngodon idella (grass carp), 2896 nucleotides long. Its product is annotated as patched domain-containing protein 3-like. Gene Ontology annotation, cellular component: membrane. The transcript is spliced from 3 exons. Bases 201 to 2216 code for a protein of 671 amino acids. Lineage: Eukaryota; Metazoa; Chordata; Actinopteri; Cypriniformes; Xenocyprididae. The record is from RefSeq and is a predicted model, not a curated record.
CCUAUUCCACAUCUCUGUCAAGGCAGGUGGAAUUUGAGGCAAACACAAAGGAUGUGAUUCCCCUCUUCUCUAUCACAUACAUUAUUGCCAUUGCAUUCUCAAUUCUCUCUUGUUUGAGGUUUGACUGUGUCAGAAAUAAAGUAUGGGUUGCCACAUUUGGAGUGUUCUCCGCUGGACUGGCUGUUCUGUCCUCUUUUGGGAUGAUGUUACACAUUGGCGUCCCAUUUGUCAUGACUGUUGCUAAUUCUCCAUUCCUGAUAUUAGGGAUCGGAGUGGACGACAUGUUUAUCCUCAUCUCCUGCUGGCAGCAGACGAAUGUUCACGAUCAAGUAGAGACUCGCCUUGCCAAAACGUACAAAGAGGCGGCCAUUUCGAUCACCAUCACCACCCUCACGGACGUGCUCGCUUUCUACAUCGGCCUCAUGACGCCUUUCCGCUCUGUCCGCUCCUUCUGCUUGUACACCAGCACUUCCAUCCUCUUCUGCUACAUCUACAGCAUCACAUUUUUCGGAGCUUUCCUCGUUCUUAACGGACGGCGAGAGAACAGCAACAAGCACUGGCUGACCUGCAAGGAAGUACCAGAGGAGUGCCCUGUGGGUCAGUCAAAGUGGUAUGAAUUAUGUUGCGUGGGAGGCGCUUACGACCCUCAAACUGGCAAGGAGGAGGUUCAGCCCAUGAAUCACUUCUUUAAAAAAUACUACGGCCCUUUUCUGACAAAAUCGUGGAUGAAGGUCUUUGUGAUUGUGUUUUAUUGCAUCUAUUUGAUUAUCAGCAUUUAUGGCUGCUUCCAAAUUCAAGAAGGAAUCGAUCUUCGUAAUUUGGCAGCUGAUGAUUCUUAUGUGGUAAAAUACUAUGACAACGAGAAGGCAUAUUUCUCUGAAUAUGGGCCAAAUAUCAUGGUUGUCAUCCGACGGGAAUUUCCAUAUUGGGAUGAAAAGUACAUGUCAGAUCUUGAAACUUGCAUUGAAGAUUUCAAAAAUUUGUCUUUCAUUGAAAAGGAUAUAUUCACCUCCUGGAUCAAAUCAUACAAGUACUACGGAAAUCACACGAAACUCAAUCUGAGUACUGAAGAUGUCUUUAAAGAUAAUUUGGGAACAUUUCUGCGUUUUUAUACCGAUUUCAAACAGGACGUCAAUUUCACUAACAACUCCAUCCACGCGUCUCGCUUAUUCAUCCAAACCGUAAACAUCUCUACCGCCCUGGAUGAGAUGAAUAUGUUGAAUAAAUUAAGAGAGACAGCACAAAAGUGCCCUGUUCCUUUACUAGUUUACCACCCUGCCUUCAUCUACCAUGACCAGUAUGCGGUGAUAGUCAUCAACACCAUCCAGAACAUUGCUGUUACGACAGCCGUAAUGUUGCUCAUCUCCCUUCUCCUCAUCCCAAACCCUCUAUGCUCUCUCUGGGUGACUUUUUCUAUCGCAUCUGUCAUUGUAGGGGUCACUGGGUUCAUGGCAUUAUGGGAUGUUAACUUAGACACUAUCUCGAUGAUCAUUCUUGUUGUCUGCAUUGGUUUUUCUGUAGACUUCUCUGCUCAUAUAUCUUAUGCCUUUGUCUCCAAUAAGAAGCCCAGUGCGAAUGAAAAGGCAGUGGAGGCCUUGUUUAAUUUAGGUUACCCUAUUUUGCAGGGGGCUGUGUCUACUAUUCUUGGGGUGGUAGUAUUGUCUGCUUCGAAGAACUACAUCUUUAGAACUUUCUUUAAAAUCAUGUUCUUGGUAAUCUUAUUUGGUCUCUUCCAUGGCUUAACUUUUAUCCCAGUUUUUCUGACCUUUUUUGACAUAUGUAGUGGCACACCAGCUAAGAAGAAAUCAGGCCCAGAAGAGCAGGCCAUGAAGAACAGCCACGGCAAUAAUGUUCAAGCGGUGGCAAAGGAUGGUGAGGUGAAAGAACGGGAAAUUUACGUCAGUCACAAUUUUCAACCCGACAACCACCGAACGUGUCAGUCUCAGCCGUGCUCUGCAUUAUGGAUGAUAACCGGCGGCAAUAAUCAUCAUGUCCAAGAUAAUCGUAUGUGUGUGGCAAGCACCAUCCCAAUGUUCAGAGUGGACAGUCAGACCUAUGAGGUUCACAUGUAUACACCCUCUGAUGAUGCCAUGUUAAGAGUCAACUGUCAAUCAAAACACAGCUCUGAAGGUCAAAACUGUGUUUUAGGAAACAGCAACCACAUUCAAGAUUCAAAUGUUCCCACUCUUAAUGGUUCUGAUUUGGCCAUUCUGUAAAAUCCUUAUACUUCAUUUUCUUCCAAAUACAUCCCGUUUGUAUGUGUAACACCUUUUAUAUGUUUAAAUUAAAAUUACUAAUGUAAUUUUACUAUUGUACUAAUGUAAUGUAAAUCAACAAGACGACAGCAUGGCACCUUUUUACAAAAAUACAUCUGGGCCAAUGGUUUUAGGACUUUUUAAGGGUUUCAGGAGUUAGUAAUGCUGGCAUUAAUCUGUAAAAGAAAAAAAACAAAUGUUAAAAAGCAACAAAAAAAAAAGCGUUUAAAAAUAUGUUUACAAAAUGCAUCACAGAUGUAAGCAAUGUACACCUAAAUGAAAUUACCAUCUUCAUUUAUGAAACACAAGCAUAACAAAUGUGUAAAUCAUUCAUAAAACCAUUUUUAAUUGUCAGAUUCAGUUGAAAGCAACAAUUUAUGUAAAAAUGGAUUUAUGAACAAUUUACACAGAACUUCAUUGUUUCAUGAAUGAGCCCCAAUCUCUCAGAAAAUAUUUAAAUGUCUUAUUUUUGCAGGGUAUGUGAAUAUUAAUAUUUCUAUUUAGUUAUAAAAGUACAAUUAUGUAGUUUUUCUUUUUUUUUGUGAAAUAAACUAACUGAAUGCACAUGUGUAACCAUACUUUGCUCUGUAUUUAUGAGAGGUUUGCAUUGUUUUCUUAUGGAUUGUUUGUGUAAAAGCUUA